Messenger RNA from Pelobates fuscus (common spadefoot toad), 2866 nucleotides. RefSeq names its product beta-soluble NSF attachment protein. Lineage: Eukaryota; Metazoa; Chordata; Amphibia; Anura; Pelobatidae. Gene Ontology annotation, biological process: intracellular protein transport; synaptic transmission, glutamatergic; SNARE complex disassembly. Gene Ontology annotation, cellular component: synaptobrevin 2-SNAP-25-syntaxin-1a complex; terminal bouton; vacuolar membrane. The record is from RefSeq and is a predicted model, not a curated record. Gene Ontology annotation, molecular function: syntaxin binding; soluble NSF attachment protein activity. The transcript is spliced from 11 exons. The coding region runs from base 97 to 993 and encodes 298 amino acids.
UCCAUUUCCCGGCAUGCUCGGCGGAGCAGGCUCACUGUGACAGGAGCCGCAGUGGGUCAUUGCGGCGCAGCAGCUCGGCCAGGUAACGCGGUGACCAUGGAUAACUCAGGCAAGGAGCGGGAGGCCGUGCAGCUGAUGGCCGACGCUGAGAAGCGGGUGAAGUCCUCGCAGUCCUUCCUGAGGGGUCUGUUCGGUAGCAACAAUAAGGUUGAAGAAGCAUGUGAAAUGUAUGCCAGAGCAGCAAAUAUGUUCAAGAUGGUGAAAAAUUGGAGUGCUGCAGGAAAUGCAUUUUGCCAGGCAGCCAAAUUACACAUGCAACUGCAAAGCAAGCACGAUGCUGCCACGAGUUUUGUAGAUGCUGGUAAUGCGUUCAAGAAAGCAGACCCUCAAGAAGCCAUCAACUGCUUAAAUGCAGCCAUCGAUAUUUACACAGACAUGGGAAGAUUUACUAUUGCUGCAAAACAUCACAUUACAAUUGCAGAAAUCUAUGAGACAGAGCUGGUAGACAUUGAAAAGGCUGUUGCACAUUAUGAACAAUCAGCAGAUUACUAUAAAGGAGAAGAAUCUAACAGCUCUGCUAACAAGUGUCUACUAAAAGUAGCUGGGUAUGCAGCACAGCUGGAGCAGUAUCCAAGAGCAAUUGAAAUAUAUGAACAGGUUGGUACUAGUGCAAUGGACAAUCCAAUGCUAAAGUACGGUGCUAAAGAAUAUUUCUUCAAAGCUGCCCUCUGCCAUUUCAUUGUAGACGAACUGAAUGCAAAGCUUGCUGUGGAGAAAUAUGAAGAAAUGUUUCCGGCUUUUUCAGAUUCCAGAGAAUGCAAGCUCCUGAAGAAAUUAUUAGAAGCUCAUGAAGAACAGAAUGCUGAUGCAUAUACCGAAGCAGUGAAGGAGUUUGAUUCAAUAUCUCGUUUGGAUCAGUGGCUUACUACCAUGUUACUUCGUAUAAAGAAAUCAUUUCAAUGCGAUGGCGAUGGCGACGGCGACCUUAAAUAAAGUGGGGACAAGUGUACUGAUCCUCCCGUCUCUCCACUCCCUCUCAUCUUCCACUCUCCUUGUUUCUUGCAAAUAUUUAUUUUGCAUUUCCAAUGGCACUAAACCUGGUAACACUCAUUAACACUCAUUGUUAACAUUUACAUCACAUGUAUACUUUAAAAAGUGAAUUCGACUUUAAUAUGGAACAGGCCAAUUUUUUUUUAAUUUUUAUUUUUAAACCUUUAUUUUAACCAAUAUCAACUAUAUUGAUAUAUUAAAUUAGCAAUAUCCUCUGUGCUAAUAAUCUUACCUGCCAAUCAAAAAGUGCUAAAAUACAGUGAUGACCGUAGUUAAAAUAGAGCUAAAUCACUAUAUGUAGACACAUUUCCUGGCUAUGCAAAUCCAACCUAUGCUGUUUAUUAAAAAAUGGUCUUACACUUAUGGGCAAGUUCCCUGUUUUUGAACAUUCCAACCUCCAAGAAAUACCGUUCUCAAUUGGCUCAUGCAGUGUUAAUGACCCGACUCUGUCUUCACCUCCAAUUAUAUACCACCACUGUAGAGUGUAGAUGGAAACUUGUGUAUCAUGUUGAAUUAGAUACAAUGAAACUUCGGUAUUCUAAAAUAAUUGGCUUUUUGAAGCUGUUGUAGAUGUAAUGAAAAAGAGACAUGAGCAAGCCUGCAUCGUACAUGUUUUCUUAUUUAUUUGGUAUUAUCCCUAACCUGAAAGCCUCCACACAGUCUAUUGAUCUAGGCUAGGCAAAUAGUUCAUAUGCAUGCUGUCAUUAGAUCUCUAUUGUAUUGAUAGAUUGUGACAGCAGAUUGCCAAAUUGAACAUUUGCUAAUACCUACAGAUAAUCUCUGCUCUCAUUGAGUUUGGAAAUUCUAUGUGAGAGCUGGGUCAUUUAAUUGCACUUAAAUAAAACCUAGUAUUUUAUGGCUCAAUUGAUUCCGAAUUGAGCAGUUGCAUACUUCUGAUAACAAGCAGGGCAGCCAUAUUUUUUAAAGUUUUGGGUUACAUUUGCAAAGCUGAAAAAUGAAUUGUUUAGCCCAAAAGCAUAGAAAUGGAAGUACUCCCCAGCUCAAGAAUUUUAGCCUAACGUGUGUUUCCCUUCUCAAAUCUAUACAAUUCCAAGUCUUAGACACGAUAAGGGUUUGUUACAGUUUACUAGUUCAGUCUGCAGUACUUUGAGUAUUCUGAAUUCCAUUCCUGUUAACACAUACAACUAGAGGGGGUUCCAAGUAUUUGGGUAAAUUGGUAUUAACAUACACAUUUAUUCUUCUGGUCUCCGCAGAGCAUGUUUCUCUAUUUACAGGCACUCUGUUUUAAUACAGUUGUGUGAAACUUGUUUCUUCCUUGUUCCUUUGUUUUUAAUUAGUGCAAUAUAAAAACGACAACAUCUAGCUUAGUUUUUAAAUUGCUUCACUGGUGUAGGAAUGCAUAUUUAUUUAUGCUUCAUAUUUCAUUGUCACUUGUCAGAAAAAAAAGUAAUGUUUACAUUAAACACAAUAUCAAAGAGCUAGAUUUAGACCUUAUAAAUCGUGCUUGGCUUUCAUAUGGUCACCCUUGUUGAUUUUGUGAAGAUGUUCCACUUUUUAUCUGUGUUUUUAAUUUAAAAUGUUCUUGAAACAGUAUUUUUGCACAGUAGUGAAAAAUCUGCAUACUGAUUUGUCUCGAUGUAGCAGCACAGUAGACACUUGUUUUUUGUAGUCUUGUGGUCGUCCGUAACCGAACAGACAGGUUGACUUUGUCUAUUCUAUUGUGAGAUAGUGAACAGCAUGUGUGUAUCAUGUAUUGUACAGUGGGGUGCUGCAGUUUUCAAAAGAUGUAACAGACAAUCUGUCUUCCUUUUAAUGUGUAUAAAUGUGGUCAAUAAAUCAAAACUAAGAAAAUUAA